UUGGUUCAACAGCAGUGACUGUGCAGUGGUGGCUUUGAGAACAGAACAGUUUUACGACUUCGAUUAAGAUAAUCUAGGAAUCUAGUGCUUCUAUUUGAGGAAUUUUUCACAUCGACCCAUAGAAGCCACUGAAUUGUUUUUAAUACAUGCAUUUUGUUACUGAACAUCAUUGAUCUGAAAGGAGAUUUAAAAAAUAUUUUCCAUGAUCAUCUGAUUCGAAACAGUUAGCCUAGUUCGGAGGAUAGCAGUGCAACAGUUCGAACCGUGCGUAAUUCUCUGCAUCUUACUCCAUUCCAAUCUCCAAACAGCAAGAAAUCUUCGGGAGGAAAACCUUAAACUCGGAAACCAAAGGAAGACCUAAAUUGCAGGUGGCUCACGGAAAAGAUGACGGCAAUGAGAUUGAUUUCAUCGCUUUUGCUGCUGGUGUUUUUGCAGUACGGAGUUUUUGCCGCAAGAAGAUUCCGAGGUGGUCGCAACCCGCAACCACGGCGGGCACCACCUUCUCCCACAUACCGGGACCGGGGUGACACCACGGAGAGUUUCCCUUUGGAUUUCACCGCUGUCGAAGAGAACAUGGACAACUUCAUGACGCAGGUGAAGAACCUGGCGCAGUCCCUCUACCCGUGUUCGGCGCAGAAGCUCGACUAUGAUAUGAAGCUGCACUUUUUGGAGAAUACUUCAGUCACGUGCAACGAUGGAACGCCAGCGGGGUACUACAUCAAAGAGUCCAGAGGGAGCAGACGGUGGUUGAUAUUCUUGGAGGGCGGCUGGUACUGCUUCAACAAAGAGAACUGUGACAGCCGAUACGACACCAUGAGGAGACUGAUGAGCUCGUCCAACUGGCCUCAAACCAAAACAGGCACAGGGAUCCUGUCUCCACUCCCAGAGGAAAACCCUCACUGGUGGAACGCCAACAUGGUGUUCAUCCCCUACUGCUCUAGUGAUGUGUGGAGUGGUGCCUCAGCCAAGACGGACCAGAGUGGCUACGCCUUCAUGGGGUCUCUGAUCAUUCAGGAGGUGGUGAAGGAUCUGCUGGCCAAGGGGCUUGACAACGCCAAGGUUCUACUACUGGCUGGCAGCAGUGCGGGGGGGACGGGGGUCCUGCUGAACGUGGACCCUGUGGCUGAGCUGCUGGAGGGGCUGGGGCACCCUGGGAUCCAGGUGAGGGGUCUGGCUGACUCGGGCUGGUUCCUGGACAACAAGCAGUACCGAUCUACUGACUGUCACGACACCAUCAGCUGUGCCCCCACGGAGGCCAUCAAGAGAGGCAUCAAGUACUGGGGUGGCGUGGUGCCAGAGAGGUGUAGACAGGUCCACCUGGGGGAGGAGUGGAACUGUUUCUUUGGCUACAAAGUGUUCCCCUCCAUAAAGAGCCCAGUGUUUGUGGUCCAGUGGUUGUUUGACGAGGCCCAGCUGACUGUCGACAACAUCCAUCUGACCGGUCAGCCCGUCCAGGAGGGGCAGUGGCGCUACAUCCAGAACCUAGGCAUCGAGCUGAGGAACACGCUCAAAGACGUCCCGGCCAUGUUUGCCCCAGCUUGCCUCUCACAUGAAGUCAUCACAAGGAAUUACUGGAUCGACGUUCAGGUCAAAGGCACCUCCCUGCCCCGAGCCCUGCACUGCUGGGACCGCAGUCUCCAAGACAACAGCCGGAACAACAAGGCCCCGCCCAAGGGCUGCCCCGUCCAUUUGAUUGACAGCUGCCCCUGGCCACACUGCAACCCCACCUGCCCCACCAUCCGGGACCAGUUCACGGGCCAGGAGAUGAACGUGAUCCAGUUCCUCAUGCACAUGGGCUUUGAUGUGCAGAAGAUGGCCCAGCAGCAGGGCAUGGACCCCAGCAAGCUACUGGGGAUGCUGAGCAGCGGGAGCUAAGGGAACAGGAGUAAAGUCUUAGUACAGUAGGCUAGACCAGGGGGCUGGGCGCUAUGGGGCCAAAUCCUAACUUUGAGAUCCCCGAAAAUAGGAUAAAAAAAAAUAAAAAAAUGUUUUAUCUCUCAUUGACAUCAAUGUUUGAUG
Molecule: messenger RNA, 2019 nt
Organism: Coregonus clupeaformis (lake whitefish)
Lineage: Eukaryota; Metazoa; Chordata; Actinopteri; Salmoniformes; Salmonidae
Product: palmitoleoyl-protein carboxylesterase notum1a-like
Exons: 10
Coding region: 385-1875 (496 amino acids)
Molecular function (GO): hydrolase activity
Source: RefSeq, a predicted model, not a curated record